Phycodurus eques (leafy seadragon) is the source of this 2153-nucleotide messenger RNA. RefSeq names its product ss18, like 2 (gene ss18l2). Gene Ontology annotation, biological process: positive regulation of transcription by RNA polymerase II. The coding region runs from base 58 to 330 and encodes 90 amino acids. NCBI's taxonomy places the organism in Eukaryota, Metazoa, Chordata, Actinopteri, Syngnathiformes, Syngnathidae. Gene Ontology annotation, molecular function: transcription coactivator activity. The transcript is spliced from 3 exons. The record is from RefSeq and is a predicted model, not a curated record. Gene Ontology annotation, cellular component: nucleus.
AAGCAGAGUACGAAGUGACGAAGAAGAAGCCGGAGCUCUUCGACAACAAAAAAUAAAAUGUCGAUCGUUUUUGUGCCUCAGAAACUUCGCGGCGAUGCCAAAAUCAACCAGGAAACCAUACAGAGGCUACUGGACGAAAACGACCAGUUAAUACGAUGCAUAGUCGAGUACAUGCACAAGGGACGAGCCGUCGAGUGUGUCAAAUAUCAACAAUUCCUGCACCGUAACAUCGUGUACCUGGCAACCCUGGCCGACGCUAGCCCCGUGGACAACGCACCUUCAUCAUCUUCAUCGGCAAGUGUGAGAACCGGAUGGAACCAUUUGAAUUAGCAGCACUUUAAUUUCUUCACUGUCUUGUUCUGUUGCAGUGACCAAAACUCAGCCUCCGUGCCGCCCAGCAGCAAAAUCAGUAAAGGAAGUUUAUAGACGGACCAUACCUCCUAUUAUUAUUGUAAUUUUUAAUAAUAAUGUAUUAUUUUUGUCCUUAAACACGCUUCUGCCUCAGUGGAUUUAUGACUACUUUAUACGAAGGAGCGUUUGGGACGCAUUGAAAAGAAUGAUAAUUUACUUGAAAUAGUAUGAGAAUAAAGCUGUCAUUUAAUGCACGCUAGUUGCAUUUUACGAGAAUAACGUCAUAAUGUGACCAAAGAUGUUGCAAUUUUUUAGACUAAAGAUGAAAUGCACUAAUAGUCAUUGUGAAGGCAAAUGUUCCAGCUUUUAACAAUAAUUUGCAAUGUUCAUUGCAGAUAUGAGAAUAAAGUUGGGAAAAUAAAAAAAUAUAUAUUGUGAGAAUUAAUCUAAUAUUGCAGGUAGAAAUACAUCAUUUUAGGGGCAUAACGUUUUGUAGCAUUACAGUUAUAAUCAUAAGCGUGUGCGGAAAAAGGCAAUUUCUUACAGGAAUUCAUUUGUAAUGUUACAGGCCAACCGAUGGAAUUGCAAUAUUAGAAGGAUAAAGUUGUAACUUAAAACGUCAUGAGAAAAAUGUAAAAAUAUUAUUUUCCUAGUAUUUACUUGUGAAAUGUGUAAUUUUAGGAGUAAUGACUUUUAGAAUUUGAAACAUUACAGGGGAAAUAUUUCCAUCGAUGGGAAUAAUUCAGAUGUACUUUUUUUCAAUAAAAUUGCAUGAAAAAUGUCCUUGAGCAUAAGCAAGCAACAUUAUAGUGUAGCUGUGUUAGAAUUUCCUUGUCAAGUUCAACUAUACUUAAAUAACUAGAAAUUUUGACACUCUUUAAACUUGAGAUUUUAUUCUUGUAAAAUGACUUUCAACCAUUUUUUCCUCUCAUAAAAAUGUUCUACUGGGGGAACUAAAGUUCGAAUUACUUUCCCUCAUGAAGAUUCAUUUCGUCUUGGUUUUCUUUUGCUUUAAGUUUAUUCUAGUGGGGGGUUGGAACUGGUGAAAAUGAAACUCAAAAGACUUUUGUUCUCAUACGAACCAGUUUCUGCAGUAUUACCUCUAUUUAUUCUUGUGUUAUGUUGAUGUUAUACGCUAUGUCCUAAAUACAAAUAAAACAAUUUAAUUUCUUGCCUUCGGUGUCAAUUUGUAAGAAGAACAAAACAGACAGCAGAAGCAAUAAAAUUACUAGUCAUCUUUUAUUUAUUUUUUUCUGCUUUGCUGGUAGCUUUCUAGACGCCAGCGGAAAAGAACAAGAAGCAAUGUAAGCCUAGCAGCCCCGCCCCCUUUACAUGACCUCAUCUCAUGUUAUCAUUUUUCCAUUAUGGUUUUGUUUUUCCCCUUGCCACCAUAAUAGGAAAACAGUUUAACGUGGGGGCGUGGGGGGAAUCAGCUAGCAAUUUCUGUCUUUAGAAAAGUAAAGUGAAGGCAAACGCUUUAAGGGAGGCAACAGACCCAUAAAAGAAAAAUCUCUAUGUUGAUUGUGCAAAGCACAUUUAACUAUAAAAAGAUAUAGUUGUACGUUUGUACAGCAAAACUGUAAACAUUUUGAAGUGUGUUAUUUGUUUUGUGUGUGUGUGGAGUCGUUUCAUAAAUACAGGCAACAUUGGCAUCUGCAAACUUCACAAAAACAGAACAUUCGGGGCUUUUGCCAUAAACACCAAAUAAAACUAUUUUAGCGUAUUUGGUAAAGUUGGACGACUCGUGUGCUUUUUUCACAUAAAUCGGGAAGUGGAAAAUAGCCUUUAAGUACGAUUAUUAA